Messenger RNA from Pantherophis guttatus, 1437 nucleotides. Lineage: Eukaryota; Metazoa; Chordata; Lepidosauria; Squamata; Colubridae. The record is from RefSeq and is a predicted model, not a curated record.
AUGGCUUUCAGGUGUGAAUCCCAGCUGAAAUAUUUCUUUCCAGUUCCAAUCCAGUCCCUCAGCUACUAUCCUCUCCCUUCGUUUUCUCAGGUUGCAAGAAACUUUCCACUUAUUUCUAUGGGUAAAAUCUUAUCUGAACUAAAUGCUGAGGCUCCGUACAAUUUCAAUUACUUCAACUCAAGCAUCUCUGAAAGCAGCGGUUUCACUAUCCCAGAUCCAUUCCUGAUUAAAAAAAUUGUGUCGCAAAUUGAAUUCUACUUUUCGGAUGACAACUUGUCCAAAGAUUUAUUCCUCCUGAGGCAUAUACAAAGGAAUAAAUUAGGAUAUGUGAGCAUAAAACUUCUAACGACUUUAAAAAAAAUGAAACGUUUAACUUGGAACUGGCGAGUGACCCUUUAUGCUCUGCAAUUCUCAAAGUUGCUGGAACUCAGUGAAGACGGGACCAAGGUGAGAAGGAAGGAACCUAUCCCAGAGUCUUUUGUAAACAUCCCUUUUAACAAGACGCUUCUUGCAUGGAAUGUCCUUCCGUGUGAAGAAUCCGAUUCUUCUUCACUCCUGAUUCAAGAAAACUUCCUGGAUACAAUCUCAAAGCUGUUUGGACCUUUUGGUGACAUUGCCUGCAUACGCAUCUUCAGACCUGGCAAAAAACUCCCCUCAGCAGUGAAGAAAGCUACCUCUUCUUAUCCUGAGCUUUUGAUCAGAUGGUGUGCAUUGGUGGAAUAUGAAAGGCUGAAGAGUGCCCGAAAGGCUUUUGAAGGGCUCAUCCACAAGCAAUUCUGUUCUCCUGGGCAAAGCAUCAAAGUGAUCAACCUCUCUACUCUCAAAAAGAUGAAUGUGGUCAGUCAAGAAGAUAAUGAAAAGAUUGAAGAGAUACCCAUGCUUUUUGGAAAAUGGGCCAACAAGUUAUCAGAAGGCAUUGAAGACUCCCUCCCCUGCAGUUCAUCUACAGAACCAGAUAGUAUCCCAGUUUCUUCUGCUAAUGUUCCUCAGAAUUGCUUUUCUCCUCCAGGCAGGUGUACAACUAAGCCUUACAACUCAUCAGGUCAGGCCUUCAAAUCAAAUUCCUCCAGCAUAUCACAUGCAGAACCUCUUCAAUUACGCAAAGCAUUGUCAGGGUCACCAUUCCCCUCACCUAUUUCUGCACCAAAGUCAGGCACAUCAGAAUUACAAAAACCAUCCAACACCUCCUGGGGAAAUAGACUAGGUCCAGAAAACUUGGGGACACAAAAGAGGCAUGGACCACACAAUAAUCAAUCAGAUGUACAGAACCCAGAGUCCUUAGGUCCCCGACCACGUUCCACAAUCUUCUGUAAACCAGCAGUUGUCUGUCCUACAGUGAUCCGCCUUCCACGAGGGCCUGAUGGGACCAAGGGUUUCCUCAAUACCAGAGAGAGAGGGAGAGGGAGAGGGAGAGGGGUAGCUCCCUUAAAACAAUAA